Chara braunii is the source of this 1299-nucleotide messenger RNA. The record is from the annotation of a GenBank genome assembly. NCBI's taxonomy places the organism in Eukaryota, Viridiplantae, Streptophyta, Charophyceae, Charales, Characeae.
GAUGUUCUUUCUCUGCCUUGACACCACCAAGGUUAGGUGGAAAGUGGGUUAAUACCGCAAGAAAACAACGCCUUGUUGUGGGGAGGUUCAUCAUCCAGGCAUCAACGAGGAUAUGGUUAAUCUUUAUCAUGCUCUCCAACUGUUUCAUGGGCCGGCGAGAGCCUUGGGGCGCAUGCGGCCGUUCAUCCUCGAUGCCAGUGGCUUGUUGAGGAACUGUUCCGCUGGAGGCAGUCAUGUACGUGCAUUUUCUGUGGCGGCCGCAGAAGAUGAUGUCAUCAAGGCAGCGUUUUCGAAGCAGCAGCAGAACUUCAGGGCCACGUUGAAGGAGCUUGAGAAAGUGAAAGGCCCAAUGGAUCCGGAGGACCCAGCGCAGGUGGAGAAGUAUGCCAGUAUCAUGAAGUCCGUCAGGCAGAAGCUUGGUGUUCCUUCAAUGUCAGAGAAACUUGGAUCUCUGAUUGAUGAGGCUUAUGAAUCCUCCCCGGAUGUGCGAUCCUUCCUGGAAGAAUCGAAGCGCAUCCGGCAAGAACUUGGGAUCGAGGAUUACUUAGGAGUGUCUUCGUUAACCAUGGAGGCACUUGACCAAAUUGAGCAGAAGUCAGGAAAGCGCAUCUCUCUCUCGGAUACGAAGGAAAUGGCCGCAUUCAGACAAGAGAUUCAAGCCAUCAACCAGAAGCUUGGAUUAACAGAUUCACUGGAGCAAUUGGAGCAAGAGGUAGAGCUGGAUAUGGCGAAGGAGGAGAUGAAUGAGAUGAAGAAUGCUGCAUCGGAGAAGAUGGAGAGUGUCAAGAAGAAGGAUGGGCUGGAGUUCAUUAAUGUGGACCUGAAGACUCUUAAUCCAUCUGCCUAUCUUUAGGUGCGGCAUGUGCCGAGUUUUCAGCAACACUCUUGCUACAUUGAAUGCCUAUCAAGCUGUACUCCACUGAAUGUAGACCGACCAGUGCCUAUACUGAUUGCAAUAUGUGAGCGGCUGUGCUCCUUCCACCGAGCGAGUAGCUUAUACUUCUAUUAAACCUCCAGUACCUUUCUCAGCUAUCAAUGCGGAGCCUAAAAUCACCCUGUGUGCCAAAAAAAAACAAACCGGCGCGGUCUGGUAAGUACCGAACUGCGCUUGGCUCCCGAAUAUACCGGCGCGCAUUUGAUUUUCAAGCGGGGAAAGGCACUGGUGGUUUAACGUGGGUGUGCUCAUCUCAGGUAACAUGUGUGCGUUCACCUUAGUUUACACAAGAGGCUUUCUGCAACCGAGGGGUUGUGCACUACUCAAUGUGGACUGCUGAGCAUGUCAACUCGGGCUAGAACGCG